Molecule: messenger RNA, 4647 nt
Organism: Aethina tumida (small hive beetle)
Lineage: Eukaryota; Metazoa; Arthropoda; Insecta; Coleoptera; Nitidulidae
Product: discoidin domain-containing receptor 2
Exons: 17
Coding region: 6-2813 (935 amino acids)
Biological process (GO): cell surface receptor protein tyrosine kinase signaling pathway; protein phosphorylation; positive regulation of kinase activity
Cellular component (GO): signaling receptor complex
Molecular function (GO): ATP binding; protein tyrosine kinase collagen receptor activity; collagen binding
Source: RefSeq, a predicted model, not a curated record
UCAACAUGUGGAAUCCUGACAGCGGGACCCUGAGACCACUUUUAGUUUGUAUUGCUCUGCUCCUGCCCGCCAUCGACAUCCUCGACGCAUUCGAUGCCAGAUUUUGUAAUGAGCCACUCGGGAUGGAAUCCGGUGCAAUUCCCGAUGACGCCAUCACCGCCAGCUCCUCUUAUGUCCCGAACGUGGGGCCCCGGAAUGGCAGAUUGAGGGUGGAACGCGCCGGUGGUGGCUGGUGUCCCAAACAACAAGUGGAGCGGGGCAUCAGGGAAUUCCUUCAAAUAGAUUUGGGAUCGGUGCACAUGGUUACCGGCGUACAGACCCAGGGCAGAUACGACAGGGGCAGAGGCCAGGAAUACACCGAGGAGUACACCUUGGAGUACUGGAGGCCGGAUCUGCAGGAGUGGAAGGAGUACAAACGCUGGGACGGAAAGCAGAUCCUCCGCGGGAACAGUGACACCGCAUCAGUCGAAAGUCACAAAUUGAUGCCCACUAUUUUCGCCAGCAAGGUCAGGAUUCUGCCCUACAGCAUCCAUCGCAGGACCGUUUGUCUCCGCAUGGAACUUCUCGGUUGUCCUUACACAGGCGGGAUUGUCUCGUAUUCGGCGCCCGAAAGCUCCGAGUCCUCGCAAGGACUGUACGACAGCUCGUACGACGGACGCUUGUCCCAGGGGGAGCUGACGGAGGGACUCGGUCGUUUGGUUGACGGCGAAGUGGGUCUGGACAACUUUCGCCUUGACAUCGGAUACGGAAAAGGCAAUGGGUGGGUGGCGUGGAAGAACGACUCCGUAUCCAGUGGUUACGUGGAGCUUCUUUUCGCGUUCGACCAAGUGCGAAACUUCAGCUCCGUACAUUUAUACACAAACAACUUUUUCAGCAGGAAUGUUCAGGUUUUUUCUAAGGCGAAAGUGAUGUUCAGCGUCGGCGGCGAGUUCUACAACGGACCCACGCUGUCGUUCUCGUACAUGCCGGAUCGCGUACUGGAGAACGCCCGGAAUGUCUCCAUCAAUCUUCAUCACAGGAUCGGUCGUUUCAUCAAGCUACGUCUGUUCUUCGCCGAUCGCUGGAUCAUGCUGAGCGAAGUUGCCUUUGAAUCUGCCCCCAUUUCGUACAACGCCAGCGAGGAAGUGACGCCGGACGAAACGGACGACGAACUAAUCAUCACUUCGACCGGGGACAAAACGGCCGAAACAUUCGAAACAAUCGCUGCUCGGAAAGACGGAGACACUUAUGUUGAAAUAAUAAUUGGCGUUUUAACAGCCAUCACACUCCUGCUGCUGAUUGUGUUCGUCAUCGUGCUAAUUGUAAAUAAACGGCACAAAUUGCAAGGGUCGCCCACUCUCCUCAGGAAUCCCUUCGGAGUCACCAUUAACAUGAAGGAUCUGCUAAUGAACUUCUCGUCGAACAACAACGGUAACAAUGCGAACAUCAGUCACCCGAUAACGCCGGUCAGUCAACAGGAGCCGCCCGCGGCCACGGAUCCGCCGUCUUUCGAACAGUAUCGAUCACCCCUCGUGGCCAAUUAUUAUACACCGAAUUACGCCACUCUCAGGUGUUCGUCCGCAUUGGAUGAUCAAGAGACGCCGCCGGACGUGCCGCCGCUCCCCGAUUCCCCUACGCUGCACCAGAGUCCCAUCGGUGGUGGCGGCGGCGGCCAGAGCCCGUCGCCGUUGCAUUACCGCAGCCUGCAGAGCACGCCCGCAACCAUCAAUCCCAAGUCGAAGAUGAUCAAUCUGGGCAACUAUUUCCCGAGUGUGGCCACCGAUCCGCCCAACAGGAAGCGGUAUCACACUGCGCCCAGAGAGAAACACAGGAUCCCGCCACCGGUGAUUUGUUGGAACAUUGCGCCCAGCAUGGGCCAUGCCUACAACUGCAGAGAAGUGGAGCUUGUACCAAUACCCAGAUAUUCGCUGAGACCGUUGGAAAAAAUUGGAUCGUGCCACGCUGGAGAGAUUACUUUAUUCGAAACCGAAGGUCUCUGCGACAUAAUUCCCGGCGUCUGCAGCCUCGUAGCCGUCCGUACUUGUUGCCCGGACCGUGCCGGACCCAAAGAAGUGCAGAGUUCAGGCGUGGGCUCCAUGGAAUCGCUGCGGGAGGUGCGCUUCCUCGCAGGACUAUCAGAUGCCAACAUAUGCAAGGUCAUAGGGGUGUGCACCGCCGAACAGCCACCUUGGACCGUCAUAGAGUACGGGGAGAUGGGAGACCUGAACCAGUACCUGCAGUUUCUGGUCAGCAGGAACGGCACCAGCAGGUCCAACAACGUCGCCGACUCCCCCAUAAGCUGCGGUAACCUGAUUUAUAUGGCGACGCAAAUAGCCUCCGGGAUGAAAUACUUGGAAUCUAAACACGUCGUUCACAAAGAUUUGGCGGCCAGGAACUGCCUGGUCGGUAGGGGCUACGUGGUUAAGAUAGCAGACGUGGCGAUGUGCAAACCCCAAUAUAGGAAAGAUUAUGCGGAAAUUGGAGGCCGACCCCCGGCCCCAAUUAGGUGGCUCCCCUGGGAGAGCAUUCUCUUAGACCGAUACUCUUGCUCAAGCUCCGUGUGGGCGUUCGCCGUGACCCUGUGGGAGAUCUUAAGUUUCUGCUGCGAGCGGCCAUUUAGCAAUUUAUCCAACGAGAAAGUCAUCCAGAAUACGGAGCACAUGUACUACGGCGGCGAACUACAGGUGUUGCUGAACAAGCCGCCGUCGUGUUCGCCGGAAAUCUACGACCUGAUGUGCCAGUGCUGGCGUCGCGACGACACCGACAGGCCAUCAUUCAAACAGAUCUAUCUGUUCCUCAAGCACAAUAACAAGGAUUACACUCCUGCCGACUGAAAACUCUAGUGAUCGAUUAUCCAAAUGCUACAUACAAUCGUCUUGUGUACAUACUAUUUCUUAGGGUAAACAUUUGUUCACGGCGAGCAUACUACACUCUGUCUCCCGCUCUAUUUUCAGCCGGGAUCUGUCUGUUUGUCCGUCUGUCGCACGAUGUAGUAAUUGUAAUUAGUCUUGGCGAGAUGUUGGCGACAGUGACGGAUAAUUUGUCCGGCGUAAUCCGGAUUGGAUUUUGUACAGAUUGGACGGGACAUGGGCAAAAUUACUGAAAUACGCAUACGGAGGCAUAAUGUGUUUCUAAAAAUAUCCUGUACAUGUCUGCCCUCACAAUAUCCAAGAGAAAUUGUUCCAUCUUUGUAGUUUUGCUUAUUUCCUCCUCAAGAACAAUUACGCAAUUCGUAUACCACUUCACAGGAUAUCGUCUAUCAUCCUCUUUUGUAAUUGUAUAAAUAUUUAACGUAUUGUGCAACUAAAACUACACAAGAACAAUUGUAUAUCGUAUCAUAGAAUAAAGCAUAUCACAUGAAUUUAGAAAAAUUCGUAUGUAUUUAUGGACUAUGUCAUGUGAAGACUUAAAUUGACUAAUUUAUUUUACAACUCACGUACUAAUCUGUCAUCCUCUUUUAUUUGUUCCCAAACAAAACACAUUUUGAAUUUUCAAAUAUGUUUGCAUAUCAUAAACGAAUAUAAUUAAUCUCACAAGUACUUAAUUACACAAGUUUUCAAGUAAUUUCAAUGUAUAUUUAUAUAACUGAUAGUAUGGCAUCAAUAUUACUUGAUAUUAAGAGUUGUUAAUUUCGUGCUAUCCACUAUGAUGUAAAAAGUUUGCUUGAACAAAUAAAGGAGAAUUUUAUUAAUUAUCGUUAUAUUUAUCAAGUGCUUCCAAAAAAUACCUAUGACGUAAAAUAAUGGCUCUAUCAUUGUUAAACAGAUUUAAAUUUAUCAGGAUUUCGUGAGUUCUGCAAUAAAAUUCUAGUCCUAUGAUCCCUGAUUAUAAUGCAGAAGCUGUACGAAAUGCAGUUUGCUAAAAUGAUAUAUUUUUUAACAGCACAAGAAUAGAAUAAUUAAAUAGAGUAAAAAAUUUUGCUCAUUCGUAUUAUUUUGCUAUAUGAUAUUAAACGAUAAUAGUAAUGUAGGGACAAUCUAAAAUUACCUAAACGUAAUGCAUUUAAACCGUGUAUUAUUGUUUUAGGGUCUGUAGAAAAUUUGUAAAAUAUCACAUUUAACAACAAUUAUUUUUACUUGUUCUUGACUUUUUUAAAAAUACGGACCAAAACACAAAAAAUAUAUGACAGUUAACUAAUGAAAAUGUAUGUAAAUAUAAUCACGCAAACUCUAUAAAUGUUAAAUAAGUCAUUUAAAAAUAAUUGUUUUAAAAUUGUUGUCGCAAUUAUUUUUAAAAGAACUGUUCAGAUAACAAUGUAUUAAUAUUGCAAAUUUCAAUGUGAUUUAUUGUAUUUCAAAACUGUGUACAAGUACUCAAUUAAACAAAAUUGCAACAGUUUGCUGAUAUUCAGCAGUAAUAAUUGCAAACCCGUUUAAUAAAUAGUUUAUUAUUUAUUAAACUCAACUUAUUAACGGUCGAAACGAACAGAAUUAUUAUAGAAAUCAAUUAAUAAAACAAUACAACUAUUUCGAUUGUUAAUCAUUGUUUUGUUUAAUCGAGUACUUCAUGAAAGUAACAUAUCUACUGCUCUAUCUCUCAGUUCUCGUUGCACAGUAUUUAUAGAAUUAAUAAAUAUUAGAUACGGACUUAUUAUAAUAAAAUUGUUCAAUAAAAGUAAUUGUAAAUAGUCUAUGAUAAUUUAUAAAUAUAAAUAUAUAAUAAACUAAU